GUCGAUGAUUCACUUGUUUUUCUUCCCCCUUCCGCACCUCUUUUCCCCGUCUCUUCUCCUGGUCGACGUCUGCGUCUGCGAACUCGAACUUUUGACUUGACGCUGCGAGACGAGGGCUUGAAUGCAGACUGCGUGCGUGCGCGCUCCGUCCGCUUGUGCGGGAGGUUUGUUGAUUUUUUGACUCGAAUACGGCUCAUCGUUCACUUGUUGACGAUAACCUCACUCAUCGCGUUGAGCUGCGACGCAACGCCCGCGCAACUUACUUUAUACAAUCUGAGGGGCUACAAUUUUAGGCCGCUAGCGCUCGAAUACUAGCAACGCCAACGCCCCAUCCCCUACGGCUGGGUUCUUUGGACCAUCGUCAUCGCCAUCAUCGCCAUCAUCACCACCACCAUCGUCAUCCUUCCCCAUCAUCAACACCCGCCAUGAAGCUCCCCUCGCUUGCCACGCUCCUCCGCCCCCCCGUGCAGACCCUCCCCCUCUUCCCGCACCUGCUCCUCCCCCUGGUGCUCCUCGCCGUCCUCGCCUGCGCCACCCUCUUCGCCCACUCCGACGUCAACGCCGCCCUGCUCUGGUCCCAGUGCCACGCCCGCGAGCGCCUGCCCCUCCUCACCGACGCCCGCCUCGUCCCCUCAUGGGUCGCCACCCCGGCCUGCUUCCUCGUCAGCUUCUUCGCCGAGGCCCUCGACGCCGCCCGCUCCCGCGCCGCCGUCGCGGAGCUGCUCGCCGGCGUGGGCGCCCUCAUGAGCGUCGCGACCGCCGAGUCGGCCCGCGCGUGCAACAACAACAACAGCAACGGCAAAAACCGGCGCGGCGGCAGGAAGCAACGCGUCGGCAAGCACGUCAUUGCGAGGCCGACGCCGUGGUGGCUGCUGUUCAACCUCGUCGGCGGGGCGCUCGUCUGGCAGGUGGUCAUCGUGCCGGCGUUUCUGCACCGCGCGCGGUCGUGGUUUGCGGGCGGCUCGCGCUCCGACGGCGAGGACGAUCCCAUGGGCGUGACGGCGCAGCAGCAGCAGCAGCGGCAGCAGCAGCAGGACGAAGAGGGGCGACGGGACGAAAAGGCGCUCGACACGGACCGCAGCGUCGCCGACGCGGAAAUCGUCGCCAUACCGCUCGCCGUCGCGCUCGGCUUCUACCUCCCCUCGGUGCUGAUGCUCACGCUGCGCUCCCCGGGUUCCGUCGCCGCGUGGCUGCCCUUUCCCGUGUACGUGUCGCUGCUGCGGCAGCUCGUGCGCUGGGCCGUGGGCAGGUUCCGCCGCUCAACGCCAGCGCGCGUGCACAUUGAGUAUGUCGGCGGCCGCAGCAGCAGCAGCCACAACAACAACAACAACAACGACGACAACGACGCCGACGGCCAGAGCAGGCACCGCCGGCAGCAGCAGCAGGGGAGAGCAAGCGGCGGCGGCACCAACAAGCCCCUCGCGGCGCUGUACGGCCUCCCCGCGCUGGCGUCGGUCGCGGCGCACGCGCUGCUGGCGGCCAACCUGGCGGCGGGGCGCGACGACCGGCGCGAGAUGACGCGCUCGGCCGUCAAGUUCCUCGAGGUGGACGCGCAGUUCCUGGCCCUGACGGUGCUGUACUGGGUGUUCGCCGAGGUGGGCUGGCGGGCGCCGGCGACGAUGCUGCUGGUGGGCGCGGUGCUGGGGCCGGGCGCGGGGGUGUGCGCGGGGUGGGUCGUCCGCGAGAGGCUGCUGCGGGAGGCGCUGAGGGGGCUGCUGGGUGGUGAUGAUGAGGGUGAGGGUGAGCUGGUGGAGGACGAGGAUGAGGAGAGGGAAGACGAGGGACAGCGGCGGGGGAGGGGGGAGAGGGAGCCGCUGCUGGGAUGAUGGGCGGUGGAUGAGGUUGAGGAUGAAGACUCGGAGGCAGGCAGGGGGUACGUAAUGAUAAUGGUGGAUUUGGUUCCUAUGCGAUGUAUGGAGUGGUGGUGGCACGAUGAGCAUGCGCUGAUGAGCUUGGAUGUCCUGUCAUGUCUGCUUUGAUAUAUCCUAGCCCUUUGUCUCCUUCUGGCCUACUAGCUGGUGCGUGGUCCAUAGUCGAGCUGGGAAGUAAUGUCUGCGUUACACUACCUAGCAGCACCUGUUCUGGUCAAGGCUUGCUGACACGUCUUUGGUGGGCUUGGAUGUAUUUAUAUUGCAUGGCGUUGAG
Purpureocillium takamizusanense is the source of this 2145-nucleotide messenger RNA. RefSeq lists its product as uncharacterized. Bases 426 to 1826 code for a protein of 466 amino acids. The record is from RefSeq and is a predicted model, not a curated record. The transcript has a single exon. Lineage: Eukaryota; Fungi; Ascomycota; Sordariomycetes; Hypocreales; Ophiocordycipitaceae.